AUGAAUGCAAUGCGUGCAAUUUUAAUCAGAGAAUUCGGUGAUGCCAGCGUAUGUAAAUUAGUAAGGGAUGUGCCAAUUCCUGAUAUUCAACCACGAGAAGUUUUAAUUCGUGUACAUGCUGCCGGUAUUAAUCCAGUAGAUACAUACAUUCGAUCUGGUACAUAUAGUCGUCGACCGACUUUACCAUACAUACCAGGACUUGACUCAUCUGGUGUUAUCGAACGAGUUGGUAUCGAUGUUACAAAGUUUAAGGCUGGAGAUCGAGUUUUCACAGUCAACACUGUCACAGGCACUUAUGCUGAAUAUUGUGUUGCUCGUGCUGAUUUUGUCUUUCCCUUGCCGCCAAAUGUUUCAUAUGAACAAGGUUCAGCUCUCGGCGUACCCUAUUUCACUGCUUAUCGGGCACUUAUUUUCAAGUAA
This is a messenger RNA of Rotaria socialis, 420 nucleotides long. The record is from the annotation of a GenBank genome assembly. Lineage: Eukaryota; Metazoa; Rotifera; Eurotatoria; Philodinida; Philodinidae.